AUGUAUGUGAGGAGGUGCCUGGUCGGCCUCACGUUUUGUACCUGCUACCUGGCUUCUUACCUCACAAACAAGUAUGUCCUGUCUGUCUUGAAAUUUACCUACCCUACGUUAUUCCAAGGGUGGCAGGCAUUAAUUGGUGGACUUUUGCUUCAUGUGUCAUGGAAACUGGGCUGGGCAGAGAUCAACAACUGUUCAAGAUCUGAUGUUUUGACAUGGCUUCCUGCUUCAGUGCUGUUUGUGGGUAUCACCUAUGCUGGUUCCAGAGCACUGUCCAGACUAGCUAUUCCUAUGUUUCUCAUUUUGCAUAAUGUAGCCGAAGUUAUCAUCUGUGGGCACCAGAAGUGUUUUCAGAAAGAGAAAACAUCUCCUGCAAAGAUCUGUAGUGCCCCCUUCCUCCUGGCUGCUGCAGGGUGCCUGCUCUUCAGUGACUCCCAGUUUGAUCCAGAUGCUUAUUUCUGGGCUGUAAUUCACUUAUGCUGCAUAGUGACAUUGACCAGCAGUACUUAA
Messenger RNA from Lipotes vexillifer (Yangtze River dolphin), 507 nucleotides. RefSeq names its product transmembrane protein 241-like. Bases 1 to 507 code for a protein of 168 amino acids. NCBI's taxonomy places the organism in Eukaryota, Metazoa, Chordata, Mammalia, Artiodactyla, Lipotidae. The transcript is spliced from 2 exons. The record is from RefSeq and is a predicted model, not a curated record.